Molecule: messenger RNA, 1356 nt
Organism: Soboliphyme baturini
Lineage: Eukaryota; Metazoa; Nematoda; Enoplea; Dioctophymatida; Soboliphymatidae
Source: the annotation of a GenBank genome assembly
AUGUUCUUGUUGAACAAAUUGCUGCGUACGUUUCCGAUAAACGGUUCGAAAGCUGGCAACCUUUUGUGUCUGAUUCUGGCAGCAAGGCCGACCACGCCUUACAGGCUGAGCCAACGUGUUUUGCUAGCUCGCGGAUGUCACAUGAUGCUUGGCACCUCGCUGAACGUCACAAUCGACAAUACUUUGCCUCACUGGGUCAGGACGGCCACCGACAUUAAGAUAUACCAAGCGAAAAGCGACACUGAGUUGUGGGAUGUUUGCAGAUCGUCGGAGUUCACCGUCUCUGAAGUCGUGAGCUUUCUGUCUGCGCUUUCUAAAUUCAUUCAGCCGGGUAGUACGGUAACGGUCGACCAGAUUCAGAAGCCUUACUCCACCCUGUACGAACAAUAUCUAUCGCUUCAAAGCGGUGAGGUGAUGCUGGCCCUGCGUUCAUUAUUGACCCUUGGCAUACCGGCCGACGAUAACCUGGUGAAUUUACUCAGGAUCAGAUUGGUCGCUUGUCUCCAUCACUUUGGACUGGCGUCGUUGAUCAUGUUCGCCUGUUUCCAUGUCAGAUAUGCCACCGUUUCGUCAGACGGACGACAGUGCCAGCAACGGCUGAUCGAAGUCAUUUCUAGUCAACUGGACCAGGUGGUCGAAAUCAAAUUGCUGCUAUUGCUGAUGACCAAACUGGACGCCGAUCUAAAGCUGAAGAACUUGCUGCACAAACGCAUGCUGUUUCUGCUAGAAGCGAUGGACAGCGAAGAACUGCUGGAGUUCGUUCAGGCUCUGUCUCUCAAGCAGCAGAGGAUGCUGCCGCUUUUGACGUAUGCCACUGAGCGCAUUGGCAAUGCUCCUGAAACACUGCUGCCAAAGCAGGCCGCCGACCUACUGUCAUCCUUAGUCAGAUUGAACUACCGCAGUCUGGCUUUGUCGACUAAGCUGUGCAACGACCUCAAGCGGCACCUGUGUGCCAUUACCGAUUCCCAUCUCCUGAACCAGAUCGUCUUCUGUAUCGGUAUGCUACGGUUCGACGAUGAGGAGCUGCUUAACCGAAUCUGUGAAUGGUACCACAAGCACGAUGCCGACCUACAGCCAAACGACUACUGUCCGUUGCUGGUCACGCUGGCUCAUUGCAACUUUCGCUACACGCUGAUCGGCGAGUUGAUCGACAGAGUCCACCGUGACGGCGUACAGAGUGAUGCUCAAUGGUUGAACUUUGUCUGGGCAUUGUCCGUCCUGCGGCUCCUGUCAUCCGAUAACGCCCAGUCGGUCUUGUCGCCUCAGUUCGUCAGCCGGAUCCUCGGUGAGCUCGGUUUUCCGAACUGUCUUAUGUUUUUUCUUUCUAGCAUUUUUCAGAGAAGUUCAAAAAUUUGA